AUGCACCUUACAAGCCCUAUCGACGACGUCCGCGACGGUCAAGACGAUAUGGUCGUCCCGACCGCAGGUAUGGUACCUUUGGAACACAACCCCAAGGAACCGCACAAGACCAGAGCGACCAUCAUGAACGAUGGAAAUGCUGUGGUCGAGCCUGCAGCGACCAGUAAUGGUGCUACGCAACAAACAGCUAUCUCCUCGGUCCUGCAUCGAUCUCUACACCACGACCCAUUGCGAGUCGUCUCUGCCGAAGGCAGUCAUCUUCACCUCAGCAACGGACAGACAAUCUUCGAUGCCACAGGUGGAGCUGCCGUCUCUUGCCUAGGCCACGGCAAUGAACGAGUCCGAAAGGCCAUCAACCAUCAGAUGAAUGAGGUCUCUUACUGCCAUUCUCUCUUCUAUGGAACCUCAGCCGCCGAAGACCUUGCGACUCUGCUCAUCGAAAGCACGAACGGCAAGAUGGCCAAAGCCUUCUUCAUUAGUAGUGGAAGUGAAGCCAUCGAGGCCGCUAUGAAGAUGGCCCGCCAAUACCAUCUGGAGAAGCAACCUGCAGAGCCAAGUCGAACACAUUUCAUUGCUCGGCAACAAAGUUACCAUGGUACAACACUCGGCUCCUUGGGUCUCGGUGGCCACGUAGCCAGACGUGCUCUCUUCGAACCCUUGCUCAGUACCAACACAAGCCACGUCAGCCCUUGCUACGCAUACCGGGGCUUCGCAUUCCUCGACCAUGAGAAAUCGUACAUUCGUCGGCUCGAAGCCGAGCUGGAAGCCGAAUUCCGGCGCAUUGGCCCUCAGAACGUCGCCGCCUUUGUCGCCGAGCCUGUGGUUGGAGCUGCGCUAGGAUGUGUGCCGUCUGUUCCUGGAUACUUUGAAGCUAUCAGGCGUGUCUGUGAUCGUCAUGGUGCACUCCUCAUCAUGGAUGAGAUCAUGUCUGGUAUUGGGCGUGUGGGUCCGAGGCCUUCAGAACAUUAUCCAAAGCCGCUUCAUGCAUGGCAGGACCCUUCUGUUGGUGUAGCUCCGGACAUCAUGACCAUGGGCAAGGGUUUGGGAGGGGGUUAUAUGCCCAUCGCAGCCAUGUUGGCCAACCACAAAGUCAUUGAUGCUUUGCGGAAGGGCGCUGGAGCUUUCAGUCACGGUCAAACCUACCAAGGACAUCCUCUUGCUUGUCGUGCAGCUUUGGAGGUGCAGCGGAUUAUUCGGGAUGACAAUCUUGUGGCUAAUGUACGGAAGCAAGGAGCGCUACUGGAGAAAUUGCUGAAGGAGAAGUUGAGCUUACAUCCUGCUGUCGGCGAUAUCAGAGGUCAAGGUUUGUUCUGGGGUAUCGAGUUUGUAACGGAUAAGACUACUAAGGCACCAUUUGACCCACACGAGGCUGUGGCCAUGGGAAUGCAUGAGUUGGGUAUGCAAGAGCCUUACAAUAUCUCCCUCUACCCAGGCAGCGGUACCGUGGACGGUAAAUCUGGCGACCACAUCUUACUCGCUCCUGCUUACACAGCCAGCGAGGAUGAUAUCAGACAUAUCGUAGACACGACGGCCCACGUCGUUUCACAGUACUUUGAGCAGAAAUACGGCGCCAAGUUCCGGAUGCACAAGGGUGGCAGCGCACCGUUGGAAGCCGGCCUUUGGAGUUAUGGGCAAACGCGUGGGUAA
Recurvomyces mirabilis is the source of this 1647-nucleotide messenger RNA. RefSeq lists its product as uncharacterized. Lineage: Eukaryota; Fungi; Ascomycota; Dothideomycetes; Mycosphaerellales; Teratosphaeriaceae. The coding region runs from base 1 to 1647 and encodes 548 amino acids. The transcript has 3 exons. Gene Ontology annotation, molecular function: pyridoxal phosphate binding; transaminase activity. Gene Ontology annotation, cellular component: cytosol. The record is from RefSeq and is a predicted model, not a curated record.